AUGGGUUACACCGACGCCGACUGGAAGGCUAUCAACACCAUCCGCAUCCUCGCUGUCGAUGCCACCUCAAAAGCCAACUCUGGCCAUCCUGGCGCCCCUAUGGGCCUGGCGCCGGCCGCCCACGUCCUCUUCAACAAGUUCAUGACCUUCAACCCCAAGAACCCCAGCUGGAUCAACAGAGAUCGCUUCGUCCUCUCCAACGGCCACGGCUGCAUGCUCCAGUAUGCUUUGAUUCACCUGUUCGGCUACAAGGUCUCGAUAGACGACCUCAAGGCAUUCCGACAAGUUGACAGCAUCACCCCAGGCCAUCCGGAAUCGCACGAUACACCAGGCAUUGAAGUCACAACUGGACCGCUUGGUCAAGGUUUUGCCAACGCUGUCGGUCUUGCUAUUGCUCAGGCUCACACUGGGGCUGUCUUCAACAAGCCCGGAUUUGACCUGAUCAACAAUCACACUUACAUGUUCUUCGGUGAUGGCUGUGCUCAAGAAGGCGUGGCAUGCGAGGCUGCCUCCUUGGCUGGUCAUCUUCAGCUCGGCAACCUGAUUGCUAUCUACGACGACAACCACAUCUCGAUCGAUGGUGACACAAAGUGCGCCUUCACCGAAGAUGUCCUGAAGCGGUUCGAGGCCUACGGCUGGCACACUCAGCACGUCGAGAAGGGCGAUGACGAUCUUGAAGGCAUUGAGGCUGCUAUCAAAAAGGCCAAGGAGGUCACUGACAAGCCUUCCGUUAUCAAGCUCACCACCACCAUUGGCUUCGGCUCGAAGCUCCAAGGUACCGGUGGCGUCCACGGCAACGCCCUGAAGGCCGAUGAUGCGAAGCACGUCAAGCAGAAGUUCGGCUUCAACCCCGAGGAGUCCUUCGUCGUUCCCCAAGAAGUUUAUGAUCAAUAUCACAAGCACGCGGCGGAGGGCGCAGCUGCCGAGGAGGCCUGGAAUGAUCUGUUCAAGAAAUACCAGAGCGAGCACAAAGAAGCAGGUGCAGAUCUUGCUCGACGUAUCUCCAGGAAGCUCCCGGACGGUUGGGAAAAAUCGCUGCCGCAGUGGAAGCCGACCGAUGCCGCCGACGCUACCCGCAAGACAUCUGAGAAGGUUCUUGAAUCAAUUCACAAGGCCGUGCCAGAACUAUUAUCUGGCUCUGCUGAUCUGACCGGCAGCAACAACACUCGGUGGAAGGAUGCUGUCGACUUCCAGCCACCCAGCACAGGCAUUGGUGAGUGGUCUGGCAGAUAUCUGCGCUACGGUGUCCGCGAGCACGCCAUGGCUGCGGCGAUGAACGGCAUAUCAGCCUAUGGUACCCUCAUCCCGGCAGGUGGCACUUUCCUCAACUUCGUUUCAUAUGCUGCCGGUGCAGUCCGUCUGUCCUCACUCUCGCAUCAGCGCGUCAUCUACGUCGCGACACACGAUUCGAUCGGUCUAGGUGAGGAUGGCCCAACACAUCAGCCUAUUGAGACCCUUGUCCAUUUCCGUGCGCUGCCAAACAUGAUGGUCUGGCGCCCGGCCGAUGGCAACGAGACCUCAGCUGCGUACUACAUGGCUCUGACUUCGGUACACACUCCUUCGAUUUUGGCUCUCACUCGUCAGAAUCUUCCUCAACUUGAGAACUCGACUCUGCAGAACGGCAUCAAGGGCGGCUAUGUUGCUAUCGACACCGCCGACGCCGACAUCACACUCGUGUCUACGGGCUCAGAAGUCGGCAUCUGCGUUGAGGCUGUCAAGACUCUCGGCGAUGAGGGCAUUAAGGCUCGUGUCGUCUCGAUGCCUUGCACAGAGGUCUUCGAUGCCCAGCCCAAGGAAUACCAGCUCAAGGUCCUGCCUGACGGCAAGCCUAUCAUGUCUGUCGAAGUCAUGUCGACUCACGGCUGGGAGAAGUAUUCUCACGAGCAGUUCGGUCUCAACAGAUUCGGCGCAUCUGGUCCAUAUAAGGACGUCUACAAGAAAUUCGAGUUCACUCCUGAGGGUAUCGCGAAGCGCGCGAAGCAGACCAUUGAGUUCUACAAGGGCGUCAACCCACGGAGCCCGGUUAACCGCGCUUUCCAGCAACUUCAGUAG
Messenger RNA from Cyphellophora attinorum, 2052 nucleotides. Its product is annotated as putative transketolase. Gene Ontology annotation, biological process: pentose-phosphate shunt. Bases 1 to 2052 code for a protein of 683 amino acids. The record is from RefSeq and is a predicted model, not a curated record. The transcript has 5 exons. Gene Ontology annotation, cellular component: cytosol. Lineage: Eukaryota; Fungi; Ascomycota; Eurotiomycetes; Chaetothyriales; Cyphellophoraceae. Gene Ontology annotation, molecular function: transketolase activity.